CUCCCGAGGGCCCAGGACGCAGGACGCCGUGCCUGGCCCAGGCCCGCCGGUCGCACCUCGAAGCCCCCCAUCUCCUCCGACCCUCUCUGUUCCGGUCUCGCCCUGUCAGGGUUAACCCCUCAGGUGCCACACCGGGUGCCCCCACCAUGGGGUCGGAACUGGAGCAGGCCAUGGAAUCCCUCAUCAACAUCUUCCACACCCACUCGGGCAAAGAGGGAGACAAGUACAAACUCAGCAAGAAGGAGCUGAAGGAGCUGCUGCAGGCCGAGCUGGCCGGUUUCCUGGAUGUUCAGAGGGACACCGAGGUGGUGGACAAGAUUCUGAAGGAUCUGGACGAGAACGGGGACGGCGAAGUGGAUUUCCAGGAGUACGUGGUACUGGUGGCCACUCUCACCGUGGCCUGCAACGCCUUUUUCUGGGACAACAGCUGAAAACGGGGGGCCAUCCGGAAGCUCGCCCCAUCCCGCCACCCCUCACCGGGGGAGGACCGGGAGUCCAGCCCUGUAGACCCCUCCCCAGCUUGCCCCCCACCCCUUGGGCCCAGGACGAUGUCCCAACUGUGAUAUGUGUGAGUGUUCAUUAAAGGGCCAGACCCCCAUGG
Tachyglossus aculeatus (Australian echidna) is the source of this 601-nucleotide messenger RNA. RefSeq names its product S100 calcium binding protein A1 (gene S100A1). The record is from RefSeq and is a predicted model, not a curated record. Gene Ontology annotation, molecular function: S100 protein binding; calcium ion binding. The transcript has 3 exons. The coding region runs from base 147 to 431 and encodes 94 amino acids. Gene Ontology annotation, cellular component: sarcoplasmic reticulum. NCBI's taxonomy places the organism in Eukaryota, Metazoa, Chordata, Mammalia, Monotremata, Tachyglossidae.